UGAUCGAAACUAUUGCAUUAUAGAAAUUUCUACACAUUAAGAUACCAAUAUGUGUUCAUUUUUUAAUCAUGUCUAAUAUUUAAAUGUUGUAAUUGAUGCUCAUUUAUGCUGCUUAAGCAUUGACAUUCCCAUGUUGAUUUAAGAUAGUGAUUUAACAAUUUUGUUCUAUUUUAUACAGCAAAAAACCAACGAAAUUCACACUCUGGGAAGAAUUUAUUGAUCAUGAUGGGAAUAAACUACUCGAACUGCUUAAAAAAGAAUAUCCAAUCAUUCUUGCUAAAAAGGUUGCAAGACCAAAGUCGUCGUCAGGUAAAACACCUCAAAUGCAUACAAGAUGGAGUAACAAAUUCAAUACAGGAUUGACUAACAGAUUCAGUACAACAAUCGAAAUCAAUCCUCCAUACCCACAAGCAAAUGUGCUGAGAACAUGGGCCCAACAAAAUGAACAAAUGCUUAUUGCGUACACAAUGAAGAGCACAGGUCCAACAUGCUCUCUUUUAUUUGUUCCUUUCGAAGAAGAGAUAGUACCGAUUGCAGAAAUCCGACAACAAAAUCCAGGUCAAAUAUUCUACAUACAUGCUGAAGUCGCACUACAAAAUGAGAACCAACGAUUUUGUAUCCUAGCUUGUUCAGACUGCAAACAACACUUCACACGAGCUUUCUCACGGAGAAAGUUCUAUUGCACUAAUUGCCGUCAAGCUACCCAAUUGGUUCCCAGGUGCCAAUUUGAAAUGACGCUCACAGAUCAGAGCGGUUCUACAACAACAACUAUUGUCGAUGAGUAUGCAGAAAAAACAUUGUUUCUCACUUCGAAAGAGAUUUAUGAUAUCUGCAAUGUCAAGAAAGGACUGUUGCCUCUUGCGAACGCACAAAAGCUACUGACUGGCAAGAUCUUCAAGAUUCAAAUAAAAAAGCUGUUUACAAGAAAUAAUGAGGCAGGAAAGUUAGUUAUUUUAUCUUUCAUAGAUAAAAGUAAUUCGGUUGUCUCACAAAUGCCGGCCACCAUCAAGGAUGUUGCGGAAGGAAGUAAACAAAAAAUUGAACCCGCUGCCCCAGAGAAGCAAGAGCACCCACACAUAACAACCAAAGGCAACGGUUCCUACAAAUGUAAUGCGGAAAUGAAAAUUUCCCCUCCGAAAAAUUGCUGAGAGCAUUUUUGCCAGUGAAACAUCUUUUGCUACUAUUUUGGGAUGCAAGUAAAGCCGCAACUUGCUGUUGCUUUUGAAUACGGUUAAGGUCACUUUUACGACUGCUUUCUGGAUAUUCCUCUACUCGGAAUAUGUCGCAUCGACACGAGUUCGUGCUCUGUUUUUUGGUUGGUCAAUCCUUCUGGAGCAGCCUUUCUUGGGUACUCAGAGAUAUUUUUGGCGAAGAACUAACAGGAAAAGGAUCAGAAAAAAGACCAAAGACCGCAUAUGUAAAUAGUUGUAUCAUACAUGUUGUAACUGUUGUGACACUUUAGGCAUCCCUUAAUGUAAUGCUCUUGUGAACGCAUAUAUGUAAAUUAAGUGUGUACCACUUAACAUAAAAUAUUGUGUACUAGAUUCCAUACUUGCAUCAUUGAAUUUUGAGUUAAAUAACGUUGGGCCCGUGCUGGCACGGGCUACACCAUCCUAGUCUUCUUUAGAAGAGAAAGAGUUUUCGA
This is a messenger RNA of Nicotiana tabacum (common tobacco), 1645 nucleotides long. The record is from RefSeq and is a predicted model, not a curated record. Lineage: Eukaryota; Viridiplantae; Streptophyta; Magnoliopsida; Solanales; Solanaceae.